AUGGCGUCCGCUGCGCCGUCUGUCGCGGAGGAAUCCGCGUCGAAACCGGCGGAUGAGUUCCCGGCCAAGGCGGAUGGAGGGAAGGCAGAGUGCUCUCCGAGCGUUGCUCAGAUCGACUCUGCUGUGCUUCCUGAACCUGCAAUUCAGAGCGAUAAGGAUGUCGUUUCCGAAAUGGCGACUAGGAGCGGUAGGGAUGGCAAUGCGGAUCGAGCG
Messenger RNA from Closterium sp. Naga37s-1, 213 nucleotides. The record is from the annotation of a GenBank genome assembly. Lineage: Eukaryota; Viridiplantae; Streptophyta; Zygnematophyceae; Desmidiales; Closteriaceae.